AUGGCCACAUCGAUUUCGAGCGACCACAGGCAGCUUGAUUAUCAUGUGAUUUGUGCAAGAAUCUUUCCAUUGGUUAGAGCUGAUGCGUCGGUAUCGAUUAAGGUGUUGCAAGAGGCAACUGAGGCAACAUAUGGUUUCAAGCCAAGUUAUCGGAAGGUGUGGUUGGCAAAACAGAAGGCAGUAGCACAGAUCUACAGCGAUUGGGAGGAGUCAUAUGCGGAUCUACCCCGCUGGAUCCUUGGGGUCACAUUCACCAUGGACGGUUCCAUUGCUCUGCUGAAGACCUCCCCGGUUAGAGUGGGUGACCAGGUUGAUGAAGAAAGAGUAUACUUUCAUUGUAUGUUUUGGACAUUCCCUCCAUGUGUUGAGGCAUUCUGCCACUGUAAGCCACUCAUUAGUAUCGAUGGGACACACUUGUAUGGUAAGUAUGGAGGGACCUUGUUGUUGGCGAUUGCUCAGGAUGGAAAUUCGAAUAUUUUGUCUGUUGCGUUUGCACUAGUGGAGGGGAAAAAUGCUGAGUCUUGGUCAUAUUUUCUGUACAAUCUUAGAAGACAUGUUACUCCACAGGAAGGUAUUCUCGUCAUCUCUGACAGACACAACGGCAUCAAGGCUGCGCUGGAGUCACCAGAUAAUGGUUGGCGACCUCCGCAUGCUUAUAGGGCAUUUUGUAUUCGGCAUGUUGCUGCAAAUUUUGCCCUCACCUUCAAGGGGCAGGAUGUUAGGAGGUGGCUGGUUAACGCCGCUUAUGCGAAGACUGAAGUAGAAUUUGACUAUUGGUUUGAUAUAAUGAGGUCAGAGAACCCAGCCAUGUGUGAUUGGGCAAACAGGAUGGAUUAUGAGAUGUGGUUCGAUAACUUAUGA
Molecule: messenger RNA, 861 nt
Organism: Arachis duranensis
Lineage: Eukaryota; Viridiplantae; Streptophyta; Magnoliopsida; Fabales; Fabaceae
Exons: 1
Coding region: 1-861 (286 amino acids)
Source: RefSeq, a predicted model, not a curated record